Papilio polytes (common Mormon) is the source of this 1776-nucleotide messenger RNA. RefSeq lists its product as uncharacterized. Lineage: Eukaryota; Metazoa; Arthropoda; Insecta; Lepidoptera; Papilionidae. The coding region runs from base 1 to 1776 and encodes 591 amino acids. The record is from RefSeq and is a predicted model, not a curated record. Gene Ontology annotation, molecular function: ligand-gated monoatomic ion channel activity. The transcript has 9 exons. Gene Ontology annotation, cellular component: membrane.
AUGAUUACACUGAAAUCUACUCUAACGCCGAUCGAAAUAUUACUUCAAACUAUUCUGUACAGAUAUUUCCAAUCUUCAUACUGCAUCGCUUUUGUUUCUAGUGAAUCGUUACGAUUUGAUUAUAACAAAACUUUUGUUUAUAUUGAUUCGGAAGAAAGAAAUAUAACUGACAAUUUGCUUGAAGUUUCCGAAAUAGGAUGUUUAGAUUACAUAGUAAGAGUAAAAAAUCCCAUGGAUUUUAUAAAAGCCUUCGAUAAAGUAGUUCAUUUUGGUAAUACUCGGAAAAGUGACAGAAAAAUCGUAUAUUUACCUGGAUCUUAUGACGAUGACGUAACUGGGAAAUUGUUGAAGGUUUUAUCGGUGAAGGAAACUUCUUUUGUACCAAAUGUUCUGAUAAUAGCACCAUCUUUUAACCGGUCAUGCGAAUCUUAUGAUUUGAUAACGCACAAAUACGUCGGACUGUCAAACCACAGUCAUCCUUUCUAUUUAGAUACAUGGAAUUCUUGCACUAAACAAUUUUAUAAAAAUAGUAAUUUAUUCCCUCAUGACAUGUCAAAUAUGUUUGGAAAGGUAGUCAAAGUGGCUUGUUUUACUUACAAGCCUUAUGUUUUAUUGGAUUUAAAUACAACGAUAGUUCCCUUCGGUCGAGAUGGAAUGGAAGUAAGGAUUAUUGAGGAAUUUUGCCGAUGGAUAAACUGCUCAGUGGAUAUAAUAAGAGACGAUGAGCACCAGUGGGGUGAGAUCUACGAGAACAUGACCGGUGUCGGUGUACUCGGCAGCUUGGUAGAAGACCGAGCGGAUCUCGGAAUAACGGCUUUAUACUCCUGGUAUGAAGAAUAUUUAGUGCUCGAUUUAUCAGCUCCUUGUAUAAGAACUGGCAUCACAUGCAUUGCUCCGGCACCAAGGUUGCUGGUCAGCUGGGAAACUCCUUUCUUGCCAUUCACCUUGUACAUGUGGAUUGCAAUAUUUUUCACGUUUCUAUACGCCUCUAUUGCUCUGAUUAUUGCGCAAGGAGGCUCGACUAAAAAGGUUUUUCUGACCACAUUUGGUAUGAUGAUAACGCAGUCACAAAGUGAAGUCGGCGGGACGUGGAAGAUUCGUAGGAUAACUGGAUGGCUACUGAUCACUGGCUUGGUACUGGACAAUGCGUACGGAGGUGGCUUGGCAUCUACUUUCACCGUUCCCAAGUACGAAAAAUCAAUUGAUACAAUACAAGACAUCGUGGAUAAGAAGAUGGAAUGGGGGGCAACGCACGACGCUUGGAUAUUCUCGUUGGCGAUGUCCCAAGAGCCACUAAUUAAACAAUUGGUAGAUCAAUUUAAAACGUUUUCGUUUGAAGAACUGGAGCGAAAGAGCUUGUCCAGAAGUAUGGCGUUUAGUAUAGAGAAACUGCCUGCAGGUUACUACGCUAUUGGUGAAUACAUAACGGAGGAAGCUGUAUUGGAUUUUACAAUAAUGCUGGAGGAUUUUUACUACGAGCAAUGCGUCGUUAUGCUGCGGAAAAGUUCCGCCUACACAGACAAAAUUAAUGCAUUGGUAGGAAGGCUUCAUGAAUCCGGACUUUUGCUUGCAUGGGAGACACAGGUAGCGUUGCAACAUUUGAAUUAUCAAGUUCAACUAGAAGUUAAAUUGUCUCGUUCUAAAAAGGAUGUUGAAAAGAUUGAACCACUUGCUUUACGUCAUGUUUUAGGGGUGUUCAUAUUAUAUGGUCUUGGAAUAAUUAUCUCCAUUGCGAUUUUCAUUUUAGAAAUAAUAGUUCAUAAUAAUACGAAAUAA